Molecule: messenger RNA, 2134 nt
Organism: Esox lucius (northern pike)
Lineage: Eukaryota; Metazoa; Chordata; Actinopteri; Esociformes; Esocidae
Gene: sgce
Product: sarcoglycan, epsilon
Exons: 12
Coding region: 134-1453 (439 amino acids)
Cellular component (GO): membrane; sarcoglycan complex
Molecular function (GO): calcium ion binding
Source: RefSeq, a predicted model, not a curated record
CAAUGAAACCGCGAGCGCUCGGGAAGGAGGAGGCGGAGGCUGGAAUUUAAGAGAUGCUUGUUAUGGCCGUUAAACGGCUAGCGAUACGAAAAAUAUCAGUUUUCAAAUAAUAUUAACCAGCCCCAAAUGCAAUAUGGAGACUGCGGUUGUUCUCGUAUGGCUUUCAAUCGUGGUCGUCAUCCUGUCAAGGUCACACGCGGACCGCAACGUCUACCCAUCGGCCGGCGUGCUGUUUGUCCACGUCCUGGAGAGGGAGCACUUCAAAGGGGAGUUCCCACCGUACCCUAAAGCAGGGGAUUCCAGCAAUGACCCCAUAACCUUCAACACCAACCUGAUGGGCUACCCGGACCGGCCGGGCUGGCUCCGCUACAUCCAGAGGACGUCACACAGUGACGGAGUGCUCUAUGGAUCCCCGACCGCGGAGCACGUGGGCAAGGCCACCGUCAUAGAGAUUACUGCCUACAACAGACGCACUUUUGAAACGGCCCGACACAACCUGGUCAUCAACAUCAUGUCCACUGAAGAGUUCCCGCUGCCCUACCAGGCGGAGUUCUUCAUAAAGAACCUGAACGUGGAGGAGAUGUUGGCCAGCGAGGUCCUGGGAGAUUUUCUGGGGGCGGUGAAGAAUGUCUGGCAGCCCGAACGCCUGAACGCCAUCAACAUCACUUCGGCUCUAGACAGGGGUGGCCGCGUCCCCCUGCCCAUCAACAACCUUAAAGAAGGGGUGUAUGUGAUGGUGGGGGCGGAUGUGCAGUUCUCGUCCUGCCUGCGGGAGGUGGAGAGCCCCCACAACCAGCUCCGAUGCAGCCAGGAGAUGGAGCCUGUAAUCAGCUGCGACAAGAAGUUCAGGGCCCAGUUCAGCAUCGACUGGUGCAAGAUCAACCUGGUGGACGUCACCAAGGUGGUGACCAUCCGCAGUAACCGCCCCGACCCGGGUCCCGGCGUGCUGCCCGACAUGGGGGAGUAUAACCCCCCGUCCGAGGCCCUGAAAAGCAGGGACUACUUUGCCGACUUCCUGAUCACCCUGGCGGUGCCCAUGGCCGUGGCGAUGGUCCUGUUCACCAUCCUGGGCUACUCCAUGUGCUGCCGGCGGGAGGGGGUGGAUAAAAGAAACAUGCAAACACCAGAUGUUCAGCUGAUGCACCACAGCUCCAUCCAGAAGUCCACCAAGGAGCUGCGGAGCAUGUCCAAGAACCGGGAGAUCUCCUGGCCCCUCUCCACCCUGCCGGUGUUCAGUCAGAGCGGCGAGGUGGUGCCGCCGCUCCACCCGGACAACUACGAGACCACCAGCAUGCCUUUGAUGCAGACACAGACAAACCUGCAGAAUCAGAUUCAAAUACCACAGCAGCAACUAUCAGGAGACAGGGAUAAUUAUUGUAUGUCAACAUUUCGGAGACUCGAGGUAAAUGGUAUUCUUGAGGAUGGAAAAGUGUCUGAGGCCCUGAACUUGUGAUGAGUGAAACCCCAGGAGCAGGUUUCCAUCUGGAUGUCUGUGCACCACUGUUUUUUUCCACGUCCAAGUUCCAAGUGGCACCAAUAUUUCUCAUCAAAGUCAACUACUUGUGCAAAGGAUCUCUGCCUGCGAGGAGUGGGUUAAACAAGGAACAGGGUGCCAUUUUGGACGUAACCUGAACUGGUGCCCAUCUGCUAGGUGCAGCCAGCAGGGCCUUCAUAGCAAUCUGUCACGUUUCUGUUAUAAAGCGCUUUUCGCAUCAGCAGUUGUCACAAAGUGCUUCCAUACUCAACAGCUAGCGUCCGUCCUCGUGCUUCAGAAUAGGCUCCCGGUAAGUGCACUUAGUGUUAGAGCAUGCCCUGUUGAAGUGCCAUACGGUUUCGUCAGCGCCAAUUCACUUCGUCUUUCUAACCGGGUGCUUUCAGUGCACUUUAAUUUAUCAUUAGCGGUCAACCUUACAUGGAGUGUGUGUGAGUAAACAAGCUCUGUCGUCGUUAACUAAUGCUACAUUCAUCAGAUAUUUUGUCAAAUAUUCUAGAAAUGAUGACAGGAUGAGAUCAUAUCCCAUUUAUUUUUUACUUGCCUCACCGCAUCCUCUUUAGAGGAUAAGGAAGAGGUGCUUGUGUCUGUGUAUAACUUUGGUCUGUCACAUUGUUACAGUAAAAUUACAUUUGGUUUUAA